GCUUGAGCUUUGGUUUUGGUAAACAAUUUAAAACAGCCAUCUUAAGGAUGAUGCCUUUGUUCUGUGCUUUGUAGUUAGUACUAAAAUUAAGUAUUAUGAUCGAGGAACAAUCCACCCCAUGCUUCGCCCGAACCUGAUCCAAUCUUUAGGGACGCUUCCAUCAUCUGUUGGCGGCAAGUAUACAAAGUUAAAGCAGAAAGAUAACUGACGGAUUAGAUCAUAAAUUAACUAUGCAAGCAUGAAGGUGGUAAGUAAGUAAGUAAAGGAGCUACAUAAUUCAUUAGUCAUUAUAUAAUCAUUUAGCGUGUAUGUGUGUUCAUAUUUAUCCGCUCCUACUUAGACUUCCGGCAAUCUACGAAAUUCCCCUCCACGUGGUAUUUGGAAACACUCGUUUCUAUAUUUUUAGGUCAGCAGUAGAUUAUGCGUCAUCAGUGAGUAGUUGUAGUUGUUUGUCGGCGUUGUUAGUACGAAAAUGUUUAAUUGCAAUGCAGGAAUUUUAUUUGCACUGGAAUCACGGACAUUAUUUCUAUUAUUUUCCGUAACACCUUCACGCCUCUAGCGCGUGCAAUUUUCCUGUAUUGUAAUUAGGAUCGGCGUCGCCCUCGCCGUCGUCGUCUUCUACUAAAGGUAGUAAACAAUGAAUGCAAUUUUCCUGUAAACGAGAGCUCAAUACUAUAUAAAACCUUGGAGCGUGCGCGACGUCAGCUGGAGGAGUUUGGUUUUCGGCGUCGCCGUUAGUUUUACCCCGACAUUCACGUCGGUUUAUUGUUAUGUAGAACCCAAACUUCGAAGCGUCUUACGCGUCCGAAAAUCGUCAUGGGCGAGGGGCGUAACUACACCAUCGCUUGCGUCGAUGGUUUAGUGCUACCAUGCUGGAGACCCCUUGUAAAUAUCACAAUGAUAGACCGGAUUGGACGUGGUUUUAUCUACUCCUUGGUUUUAAUGUACCUUUUUAUCGGGGUUUCGAUAAUAUCCGAUCGCUUCAUGGCCGCUAUUGAAGUAAUAACGUCCCAAGAACGAGAAGUUUCCGUGAGAAAACCAAAUGGUGAGCGAAACAUAGUUGUAGUGCGCGUAUGGAACGAAACUGUUGCGAAUCUCACUUUGAUGGCACUUGGAUCGAGUGCCCCAGAAAUUUUACUAUCAGUCAUCGAAAUCUGGGCUAAAGAAUUUAAGGCAGGCGAAUUGGGGCCUGGAACUAUCGUAGGCUCUGCCGCUUAUAACUUAUUCGUAAUUAUCGCAAUUUGUGUAUCUGUCAUUCCCAAUGGAGAGAUUCGCAGAAUAAAACAUCUUCGCGUGUUUUUUGUAACGGCGGCUUGGUCCGUUUUCGCUUACGUGUGGUUGUACAUCAUUCUCGCGGUUUCCUCCCCGAGUGUCGUUGAGGUAUGGGAAGCAGUUUUAACGUUUCUCUUUUUCCCUACAACUGUCCUAACGGCCUACGCCGCCGACCGAAGGAUGUACAAAUAUAUCAGAAAGAGUUAUAGAAUGAAUGUUCGUGGAGUAAUUGUUCAAGCCGAGGGUGCGGACUCGUUAGAGAUGGGCCAAACCGAUUUAGAAGCCGACGACAUCCACGAAGAUGCAAAACAAGAGUACGUGUCUACUUUGAAAGAGUUAAGGCGACAGCAUCCAAAUUGCGAUUUGGAUUCUCUCGAAAGGAUGGCUCACGAAUUGCUACUAAAUCGGGGACCUAAAUCACGUGCGUUCUAUCGGAUUCAGGCAACACGUAAGCUUAUGGGAAGUGGUGAUUUACUGAGACGUAUAUCCGAACGGGCUCAAAGUGAUCUUAGCGAAGUAAAGGCUGAAAUACGACGAGAAUCUGGAAGUGCCGAAUUCAAUCCUACGGGGAGUCGCGUCUUUUUCGAACCAUCUAAGUACACUGUUUUGGAAAGUUGCGGACGGUUCGAAGUACGCGUCGCUCGAACAGGUGAUCUAGAUUCAAACGUCUCUGUACAGUACUGUACCGAGGAUGGCACUGCUACUUGUGGCAGCGACUAUGUUUCUGCCAAAGGCACUUUGCAUUUCGGGCCAGGGGAGAAAGAGAAACGAAUCGUUUUGGAGGUAAUUGACGACGAUGUGUUUGAGCCAGAUGAACAUUUUUACGUGAGACUGAGUUUAGCUCAACCCUCUGCCUCAUUAAUGUCGCCAACUUUAGCCACCGUAGUAAUUCUUGAUGAUGAUCACGGUGGUAUAUUUAAAUUUAGUGUACGUGACCAUGAACUUGUGGAAAGUGUCGGUAUAUAUGAACUUAAAGUAAUCAGGUGUUCGGGGGCGAGAGGCCGUGUGAUCGUGCCCUACUGGACGGAGGAUGGAACAGCGAAGAGCAACAAGGAGUACGAACCGAUUGAAGGAGAACUUAUUUUUGAAAACAACGAAUCUGAACAAUCCAUCCAAUUAACUAUAAUAGAAGAAGAUAGUUACGAGAAAGACGUAUUGUUUUAUGUACAAUUAGGAGAACCGCAACUGUCAGGUGAUGACGAAGUAGCAAGUUUAGCAGCGGAAGCCGAAAAGAAAAGGGCGGAAGAUCGAACCGAACGAGAGAAACUUGCUCUAUUGGGAAAGCCACGUUGCGGUGAUAUCACACGAGCGCAAAUACGCAUAAAAGAGAGUAAAGAAUUUAAGGUAAGUUUAAAUGUCCUUUCUUAA
Messenger RNA from Photinus pyralis (common eastern firefly), 2640 nucleotides. Its product is annotated as sodium/calcium exchanger 3-like. Gene Ontology annotation, cellular component: postsynapse; sarcolemma; axon. The record is from RefSeq and is a predicted model, not a curated record. NCBI's taxonomy places the organism in Eukaryota, Metazoa, Arthropoda, Insecta, Coleoptera, Lampyridae. The transcript has 3 exons. Gene Ontology annotation, molecular function: calcium:sodium antiporter activity. Gene Ontology annotation, biological process: calcium ion import across plasma membrane; cell communication; sodium ion transmembrane transport. Bases 817 to 2640 code for a protein of 607 amino acids.